This is a messenger RNA of Manihot esculenta (cassava), 3230 nucleotides long. RefSeq lists its product as uncharacterized. Gene Ontology annotation, molecular function: zinc ion binding. Gene Ontology annotation, cellular component: nucleus. Lineage: Eukaryota; Viridiplantae; Streptophyta; Magnoliopsida; Malpighiales; Euphorbiaceae. The record is from RefSeq and is a predicted model, not a curated record. Bases 106 to 2958 code for a protein of 950 amino acids. The transcript is spliced from 8 exons.
CAUACUCGCUGCAGGGGGGACGCCAUUGACACGUAUGCUCCAAUUUUCCGCUUCGAAACGGGGGGAAAACCCGAAAAACCAAAAUUUUCCCUUUGAAGAAGCGCAAUGAGAGAAGAAGUUAUCAGUUCCGGAGGGACCAUGGAUCCCACUCCUGCUGCGAGGUACCAGAUUACUCGUCUCCCUUCUUUCUUGCCCCGUUCUGCUGGGGCAUCCUCGCCUGCUGUCCCAGCAAAUACGCAUGCUUCCAAAGCAGCCUCUCUUUCUGGUGUUGGCUCUCAAUUACCAUGGACCUCGUUGAGCACCAGUGCUGGUGGUUCUGUUCUUGGAUCAUCAAGGCCUUCAUGCAGGCCAUGGGAAAGGGGGGAUUUAUUGAGGCGGUUGGCUACUUUUAAGCCGUCAAAUUGGUUUGGAAAGCCUAAGAUUGCUAGUUCGUUGGCUUGUGCUCAAAGAGGUUGGAUGAAUAUUGAAAUUGAUAAAAUUGUAUGCGAAUCAUGUGGUGCAUGCCUGAGUUUUGUUUUGCUACCAUCCUGGACGCCCACUGAAGUUGAAAGUGCUGGUGAAGUAUUUGCCAGACAGCUGGAUGAUGGCCACAAAACCAGCUGUCCGUGGAAGGGGAACAGCUGUCCUGAAAGCUUAGUGCAGUUCCCUCCAACUCCUCAGUCUGCUUUAAUUGGGGGAUAUAAAGACAGAUGUGAUGGGCUCAUGCAAUUUCAGUUUCUUCCUAUUGUUGCUGCAUCUGCUGUUGAGCAGAUGCGUGUUUCUUGGGGUCCAGUGGUCGACCGAUUUUUGUCCUACUCACAGAAUUUUACUUUUGGAGAAGGGGACUUUAAGCCAGAGGGCAUACAAGAACUUGAAAACUCCAGAGAUGGGGCCUCCUAUUUGUAUUCUCGUGCCCAAAAGCUUAUAAGUCUCUGUGGGUGGGAGCCAAGAUGGCUCCUAAAUGUUCAAGACUGUGAAGAACAUUCAGCUCAAUCAGCUCGGAAUGGGUGUUCUUUUGGCCCUGCCCAGGCCCAAGUCCAUCUUUCACAUGACCCUGGUCCUAGCAAGAGAGCGCAUUCUGCGUCAGCCACAAAGAACACUGGAAAGAAUAGACUGGUAGCAGAGUCGAGAUGUGAUUCCAGGUCACCCUUACUAGAUUGUAGCUUAUGUGGUGCUACUGUGAGGAUAUUGGAUUUCUUGACUGUUCCUCGACCUGCUUGUUUUGCUCCCAACAACAUUGAUAUUCCAGAUGCAAGCAAGAAAAUGGCAUUGACACGUGGAGUGAGUGCAGCAAGUGGAAUAAGUGGUUGGGUUGCUGUUGAUGAUACAGAGAAAGAACCUACAGAAGACCGUGAUGAGGUGGCAACAACAGACAAGGGUAAAUUGCUGCAAAACACAGAAGUUGAUCUGAAUCUUACUAUGGCAGGGAGCUUACCUUUUUAUCUGCCAGACAAGGCAGCGAUCCCUGAAAGUGUUCGUCAUUUGGAAAUGGGAAGAGAUUUAAUUAUAGGUCAGCCUUCAGGCAGUGAGGUUGGUGAUCGUGCUGCUUCUUAUGAGUCACGCGGACCUACUCGUAAACGGAGCUUGGAAAUAGGUGGCAGCUCAGAUAACAGGCCUCAUUUGAUGAUGCAACCUGUUGAUAGUGUGGAGGGAACAGUCAUUGAUCGUGAUGGUGAUGAAGUAACAGAUGGAGGACAAUUUUCAGCUGGACCUUCAAAACGUGCUCGUGACUCAGAUUUUGAUACACACUGCUCACCAUGUCAAAGAGAUUCUUGUGGUGCCGGGCCUAGCCAUUCAGUGGGUAUGGAAAUAUAUGCAGAUGGAAAUAUGGUUAAUUUAUUUCGCCAAGGAAGUGACCAAGUUGUUGGAAUUCCAUCAGCUAGGGAUUCAACUCGUGCAUCAUCUGUCAUUGCAAUGGAUACAGUCUGUCAUAGCACGGAUGAUUCUAUGGAAAGUGUUGAGAACUACCCUGGAGAUAUUGAUGAUGUUCAUUUCCCUUCUUCCAGUACACAUGGCAAUCUGGACAUGAAUGAGACAUCUGAACUGAAUUAUAGCAAUCAAGCCCAGCAAAGUAUUAGUGUCAAAUAUGCUGCUGAAGUAGCUCAUGGUGAAAUGGGUGUGAGUAGUACAAAUGACGGUGAAGAGAUUUUCAAUGCCGAAACUGUGACAGUUCAGGCCAGGGAUGGUCCUAGUUUUGGUAUUAGUGGAGGCAGUGUUGGCAUGUGUGAUAGUCAUGAAGCUGAAAUUCGUGGGGUUGAUGUUUCUGUCCAUAGAACAGAUAGUGUGGUUGGUGAUGUGGAACCCAGAGUAGAAGAUGUUGAAAAUCAAGGUCAGACUGGUGAAUCUGCUCCUGGUCCUGGAUUAAUGGAUGAGGUUGUUCCUGAUGAAAUAAACAGGGAAGAUCCCCAUGGUGGUGAUAGCCAAGAGAUGUUCUCUCGGUCUGUGGAAAGGGCUGAUAGUGGCUCGAAAAUAGAUGGUUCUGCGAAGGCUGAAUCUGUUGAAAGUGGUGAAAAGGCAAGUCAAAGCUGCAAGUUAGCUCUAGGUAACAAUGAUGGCCCUUCUCUUUCCUGCAAUGCAAAUAUGUACUCUGGAUAUCAAACAACGAAGAAAGGGGUUGGCAAGGCUGGAAAAUCAUCCUCUACAAACAAUGGGAUAGGGCCACCAAAAGGUGAAAGCAACUAUGAAGAGGCUAUAGAGUUUGAUCCAAUUAUUCAUCACAAUCAGUUCUGUCCAUGGGUGAAUGGAAAUGUAGCUGCUGCUGGCUGUAGUAGCCGGAGUUCUGGCAACAAUGCUGAUGCAGAUGCACUGUGUGGGUGGCAGCUUACAUUGGAGGCAUUAGAUGCACUGCAAUCACUGGGGCAUAUUCCAAUUCAAACGGUGCAGUCCGAGUCAGCAGCUUCUUUAUACAAGGACGAUCAUCAAACUCCUGGUCAGCUCCUUCGACGGCAUUCCAUGAACAGAAGCCAUGGGCAGCAUUGAUAUUUAAUCAAAAUAGCAAAGGAUGAAACUGCAUCAGUUUUGGAACUUGGAAGUAAGCUGGAAAGUUGCAGCAAUUUUCGUUUUAUUUCCUUUCCCUUUUUUCCCUUAUCAUGGUUGGAUAUUUGUAAGAUACUCGAAAAAUUUGAGGUGCUGUUUUAUGCAUCAUAAUUUGCGUGUUCUUUUAUAUUCAAGCUCUUUGCUUCACUUUUAUUAUCACGAUCUCAAAUUCGAAUCAAAUAUAAUAAAGAUCCUUGAGCUUUUUAUUUCUGCAA